This is a messenger RNA of Vairimorpha ceranae, 270 nucleotides long. RefSeq lists its product as hypothetical. The record is from RefSeq and is a predicted model, not a curated record. The coding region runs from base 1 to 270 and encodes 89 amino acids. The transcript has a single exon. NCBI's taxonomy places the organism in Eukaryota, Fungi, Microsporidia, Nosematidae.
AUGAAAAAUAUUUGUAAAAAAGAACGGUUAUGUCAAGUUGAAAAUUAUAAAAAGGCUUAUAUUUUAUAUUUCUAUAUAAAUAACAUAAUUGCAAUUAAAACACUUGAUACUGAUAGUGUGAUUAAUUGUAAAUUACACGAGAAAAUAAAAAAAGGAAAUAUUGUUAUAAAAGGCAGUGAAGAACUUGUUUUUGAAUAUAAUGUAGAAAUUGUAGAAAUUAAUGAAGAUAAAACAUGUGAUUAUACUUUAAUUAUAAAAAGAAUAAGUUAG